AUGGCGGCGUGUGGACGUGUACGGAGGAUGUUCCGCUUGGCGGCGGCGCUGCACCUACUGCUGCUCGCGGCGGCCGGGGCCGACAAACUCCAGGGCCAGGGAGGCCACAGCCCAGGCCAGGGCCCGGGGGCCAACCUUCUGCCCCUCGGAGGGCAGCCUGGAGGCGGCGCUCUAGGGGGUCAGCUCCAGCUGCCUCAGUCAUCUCAGUUCCAGCAGCAGCAGCAGCCGCAGCAGCAACAACCGCCUCAGCAGCCGCAGCCGCCUUUCCCGGCGGGUGGGUCUCCGGCCCGGCGGGGCGGAUCAGGGCCUGGCGGGGCUGGCGGGGGCUGGAAGCUGGCGGAGGAAGAGUCCUGCAGGGAGGACGUGACCCGUGUGUGUCCCAAGCAUACCUGGAGCAACAACCUGGCGGUGCUGGAGUGCUUGCAGGACGUGAGGGAGCCUGAAAAUGAAAUUUCUUCAGACUGCAAUCAUUUGUUAUGGAAUUAUAAGCUGAACCUAACUACAGAUCCCAAAUUUGAAUCUGUGGCCAGAGAGGUUUGCAAGUCUACCAUAUCAGAGAUCAAAGAGUGUGCUGAUGAACCAGUUGGAAAAGGUUACUUGGUUUCCUGCUUGGUGGAUCACCGAGGCAACAUCACUGAGUACCAGUGUCACCAAUACAUCACCAAGAUGACAGCCAUCAUUUUCAGUGAUUACCGUCUAAUCUGUGGCUUCAUGGAUGACUGUAAAAAUGACAUCAACAUUCUGAAAUGUGGGAGCAUUCGGCUUGGAGAAAAGGAUGCACAUUCACAGGGUGAGGUGGUAUCAUGCUUGGAGAAAGGCCUGGUGAAGGAAGCAGAAGAAAGAGAUCCUAAGAUUCAAGUCUCUGAACUCUGCAAGAAAGCCAUUCUCCGGGUGGCUGAGCUGUCCUCAGAUGACUUUCACUUAGACCGGCAUUUAUAUUUUGCCUGCCGAGAUGAUCGGGAACGUUUUUGUGAAAAUACACAAGCUGGUGAAGGCAGAGUAUAUAAGUGCCUCUUUAACCAUAAAUUUGAAGAAUCCAUGAGUGAAAAAUGUCGAGAAGCACUAACAACCCGCCAAAAGCUGAUUGCCCAGGAUUAUAAAGUCAGUUAUUCAUUGGCCAAAUCCUGUAAGAGUGACUUGAAGAAAUACCGAUGCAACGUGGAAAACCUUCCUCGGUCCCGGGAAGCCAGGCUCUCCUACCUUCUGAUGUGUCUGGAGUCAGCUGUGCAUAGAGGGCGGCAAGUGAGCAGUGAGUGCCAGGGCGAGAUGUUAGAUUACCGCCGCAUGUUGAUGGAAGACUUUUCUUUGAGCCCUGAGAUCAUCCUGAGCUGUCGGGGGGAGAUUGAACACCACUGUUCUGGAUUGCAUCGAAAAGGGCGAACCCUGCAUUGUCUGAUGAAAGUAGUUCGGGGGGAGAAAGGGAACCUUGGAAUGAACUGCCAGCAAGCGCUUCAAACACUGAUUCAGGAGACUGACCCUGGUGCAGAUUACCGCAUUGAUAGAGCUUUGAAUGAAGCUUGUGAAUCUGUAAUACAGACAGCCUGCAAACACAUAAGAUCCGGAGACCCAAUGAUCCUCUCGUGCCUGAUGGAACAUUUAUACACAGAAAAAAUGGUGGAAGAUUGUGAACACCGUCUCUUAGAGCUGCAGUAUUUCAUCUCCCGUGAUUGGAAGCUGGACCCUGUCUUAUACCGCAAAUGCCAGGGAGAUGCGUCUCGUCUUUGCCACACCCACGGUUGGAAUGAAACCAGUGAACUUAUGCCUCCUGGAGCUGUGUUCUCUUGCUUAUACCGACAUGCCUACCGCACUGAGGAACAGGGCAGGAGGCGUGCCAUGGACGUUAAGCUGGAUCCUGCCCUUCAGGAUAAGUGCCUGAUUGAUCUGGGGAAAUGGUGCAGUGAAAAAACAGAGACUGGACAGGAGCUUGAAUGCCUCCAGGAUCAUCUUGAUGACUUGGCUGUAGAGUGCAGAGAUAUAGUCGGCAACCUCACCGAGUUAGAAUCCGAGGAUAUUCAAAUAGAAGCCUUGCUGAUGAGAGCCUGCGAGCCCAUAAUUCAGAACUUUUGCCAUGAUGUAGCAGAUAACCAGAUAGACUCUGGAGACUUGAUGGAGUGUCUCAUACAGAACAAACACCAGAAGGAUAUGAAUGAGAAGUGCGCCAUUGGAGUCACCCACUUCCAGCUGGUGCAGAUGAAGGAUUUUCGGUUCUCUUACAAGUUUAAAAUGGCCUGCAAGGAGGACGUGUUGAAACUUUGUCCCAACAUAAAGAAGAAGGUGGAUGUGGUGAUCUGCCUAAGCACGACUGUGCGCAACGACACUCUCCAGGAAGCCAAGGAACACAGGGUGUCCCUGAAGUGCCGCAAGCAGCUGCGGGUGGAGGAGCUGGAGAUGACAGAGGAUAUCCGUCUGGAACCAGAUCUGUAUGAAGCCUGCAAGAGUGACAUCAAGAACCACUGUUCCACUGUGCAAUAUGGCAAUGCUCAGAUUAUUGAGUGUCUGAAAGAAAACAAGAAGCAGCUGAGCACCCGUUGCCACCAGAAAGUCUUUAAGCUGCAGGAGACAGAGAUGAUGGAUCCAGAACUAGACUAUACACUCAUGAGAGUCUGCAAGCAGAUGAUAAAGAGAUUCUGUCCAGAAGCCGAUUCCAAAACUAUGUUGCAAUGCUUGAAGCAAAAUAAGAACAGUGAAUUGAUGGAUCCCAAAUGCAAACAGAUGAUAACCAAGCGCCAGAUCACCCAGAACACUGAUUACCGCUUAAACCCUGUGCUAAGGAAAGCCUGUAAAGCUGACAUUCCUAAAUUCUGUCAUGGUAUCCUGACUAAGGCCAAGGAUGAUUCGGAGUUAGAAGGUCAAGUCAUCUCUUGCCUCAAGUUGAGAUAUGCUGACCAGCGCCUCUCUUCAGACUGCGAAGACCAGAUCCGGAUUAUUAUCCAGGAGUCUGCUCUAGAUUACCGACUCGAUCCUCAGCUCCAGCUACACUGCUCGGAUGAGAUUGCCAGUCUAUGUGCCGAAGAAGCAGCAGCCCAGGAGCAGACAGGUCAAGUAGAGGAGUGCCUCAAAGUUAACCUGCUCAAAAUCAAAACAGAAAUGUGUAAAAAGGAAGUGUUAAACAUGCUGAAGGAAAGCAAAGCAGACAUCUUUGUGGACCCAGUUCUUCACACAGCUUGUGCCCUGGAUAUUAAACACCACUGUGCAGCCAUCACCCCUGGCCGAGGGCGUCAAAUGUCCUGCCUUAUGGAGGCCCUGGAGGAUAAGCGGGUGAGGUUACAACCUGAGUGCAAAAAACGCCUCAAUGACCGGAUUGAAAUGUGGAGUUACGCAGCAAAGGUGGCCCCAGCAGAUGGCUUCUCUGACCUCGCCAUGCAAGUGAUGACAUCCCCUUCAAAGAACUACAUUCUCUCUGUGAUCAGUGGGAGCAUCUGCAUAUUGUUCCUGAUUGGCCUGAUGUGUGGACGUAUCACCAAACGAGUGACACGAGAGCUCAAGGACAGGUAG
Messenger RNA from Lipotes vexillifer (Yangtze River dolphin), 3495 nucleotides. It is a transcript of the gene GLG1, whose product is annotated as golgi glycoprotein 1. The record is from RefSeq and is a predicted model, not a curated record. NCBI's taxonomy places the organism in Eukaryota, Metazoa, Chordata, Mammalia, Artiodactyla, Lipotidae. The coding region runs from base 1 to 3495 and encodes 1164 amino acids. The transcript has 26 exons. Gene Ontology annotation, molecular function: fibroblast growth factor binding. Gene Ontology annotation, cellular component: Golgi membrane.